GCGAAUGAAAUUGGUGAAGCUGAUAUUCAGCAUCGAACAGUUUGAAAAAAUUCUUCGUUGAGGAUAGAUCGCUAUUUUUUUAGUAGGAGUAAAUAAAAAUCGAACGAGAUAUUUGACAUCGAACCUCAGUAAACUUAAAUAAAUAAAUAAGGUUUCCUGUUCGAACACAAGCAACAGCAAAUCGAUCAAAAUGUUUAAAAGUCAUUUGGAAAUGAUUGGUCGCAACGAGACCCCCAGCAAGAAGGCGAAAUUCUGGCAAUCUUACAUCAGAUCGCUGAAAGGCUCUGAAGAUAUUCGUGCCCACGAGGCUCCACGCGUAAGCCGCCCAUACAGCUCAUACUUGGACUCGCCAAGCACAUACAGGAGCAUCUUCGAUGAGCCCGCCACUGCCAAUGAGCGUGUGCAGUCGCACGGCUACAGAUACUUGCCCGUGAGCAGAGACACCUAUGGCUACUCGCCACGUGCCAUCUACGAUCACCAUUACAGCAGAACAAUUCCAGCCAACUACGACGCAGAGAGGGCUUGGAAUGACCACUUGAAGCGCAUGCAAGAAAUCGAACGCAGAUACCCAUCUCGUUAUGGUCUCUACCUGAAGGAUAAGCCAUACACACCCAACGCUUUGGUGCCCUUGGAAUACGAGCCAGAAGAUAAGUUGCUCCAAUCACUCAACAAGGAACGUUUAACGCCAUCGUCACGUCCAGGACGUUUAUACCGUGCCGGCAGUGAACCCUACAUGCCAGUACCAGCAUUGCGUGAACCGAGUGUGUCACGUGCCUCACGCGCACCAUCGGCUUUCGAACGUGCACGCAGCUUGGCGCCAUCAUUGUUCGAUCGCGCACGCAGCUUGGCUCCCAGGCCAUUGUUCCGUGCCAGCUCGUUGGAACCUUUGGAUGAAAUCUUUGAUAGUAAGUUAGAAAAUCCUGUUGCAGAGAGACCUUUUGAGCGUGCCGGCUCACCAAGUCCCACUCCCGUUAAGGCUGGCCGCUGGGGACCGCGUCCCAAUGAAGUCGCCUAUGAUGCUAAUGGACUUCCAAUCUUCCAUCCACGCAACCGCAUCAGGGAUUUGUUCAACCCCAAUCCCAAUACACCCAUCUCAGCGUUCAUACGCGAUCCCUUCUGGUGGGAUGUCGAUGAUUUGGCACCUUUACGCGCCUUAUCCGUGCCACGUGCCCUAUCCGUGCCACGGGCCUCUAGCCCCAUUACGCGCGAUUCGUUCUUGUCGCCGGUGAAGAAUCGUUACUUGUGGUCGAAACAUCCAGCUAGACCAUUGACCCCCAACCUUUAAGCCAAUCAAAUUGUUAAAGAAAAUAAAGAAAAUUGCACACCGUACGAUUUUGUAAACACGACGACAAUGCGAUCAAAUGCGAACUUUGUUUUAAUAAACAAGCAAAACGAAUAAUGAAACGAGGCCCACUAAAAAAAACGAUAUCAUAUUAGCCGAUCUUAUCCAUCAAACGAAAAUUUUUUCAACGCACCAAAGAAGAUCAUCAUCAACAACAAAAAUAAAAACCAUUAGAAAUCGUCACCAAUGCAAGAAGUAAAAUGAGCUCUUGAAACGAGAACAGGAGUUUCAGUUAACGCAAAAAACCAAAAAAGUUAAACUGGUGGACCACAGUAAUAAAAUAAAAACAACAAUAAAUUAGAAAGUCAAAAAUUCUAUCUCAGCAACGAAUCUAUUUAUUUACUUGCAAAAUUUUGUAUUUUAUAUAAAUUAUGUAUUUAUUUAAUUUUUUGUGCUGCCAAUGUUGACAAUAAUGGAAGAUAAUAUAAGUUAAUGAGAAGCGAAAUAAAUGUUACAAAAGAAAAAAAUAAUAAAAAAAUAAAAUCAAUAAAUAAGAAAAUAAAAAACACAAAUAAAAAGACCUGAGUGCAUAUUUCCCGAAACUCGUUUUUGCGAACAACAGCAAAAACCGAAUUAUUUUCUAAUUUUAUUAUUAACUGCAACUCUUUACUAAGUAUUGCAAAUAAAAAAAAAAUGGGUUUACAUUUAUUGUAGAAGUGAAGAGCUUCACGCAGAGGCUGAAAGUGUUUAAUGUUUUAAGAUCACUGAAUUUAGUUGAUUCAGUGAUUUUGUUAGUAAGUAAUAGACGAAGAAGAAUUGUUCCUUUUUUGUAUAUUUGUGUAAGUUUUAUUUAAAAUUUUAGUUAAGAAAAAAAGAAAAACAAUAAAUUUAAAAAAAAAUCAACAAAAUUCAAGCAUUAAGAAAGCAUGUGCACACAUCCUGUAUUGCGUGGGUUUUAUGAAAGCAAUUCGACCAGCGAGUCCUUUGCAUUUGCACGUACAUUUGUAUGAAAUUGUUAAACUUACAAUGUAAAGUGGUAAAGUAAAUCGAAAACAUUUGUAUUAAAAUUUAAACUGAAUUGUAUGUCUGCCAACCUUUUAUAAGAAAGGAAAAGUUAUAGAAAUAAAAUGCAAUUACAACAACAACACCACAUGA
Molecule: messenger RNA, 2437 nt
Organism: Anastrepha obliqua
Lineage: Eukaryota; Metazoa; Arthropoda; Insecta; Diptera; Tephritidae
Exons: 9
Coding region: 191-1285 (364 amino acids)
Source: RefSeq, a predicted model, not a curated record